Messenger RNA from Camelina sativa (false flax), 804 nucleotides. RefSeq lists its product as uncharacterized. Lineage: Eukaryota; Viridiplantae; Streptophyta; Magnoliopsida; Brassicales; Brassicaceae. Gene Ontology annotation, molecular function: catalytic activity. The record is from RefSeq and is a predicted model, not a curated record.
AUGAUCCGACAUUGCGGUUUAUUGGAAUUUCCCGCGGUGGGAGAUAGCUUGUCUUGGCGCGGCUGGUGGGAUAAGAAACCCAUUCGAUGCCGCCUUGAUCGAGCAUUAGCUAACGAAAAACUCCAUGAUAUGUUCAGUGACUCUUUCACGGAAUACUUACCCAUGAUAGCCUUGGAUCACAAACCGGUUUUGGCUUCUCUUGAGGAUAAAACCCGAAGAGGGAGAAGCAGCUUCCGUUUUGAUCGACGGUGGCUUGACAAAGAAGGUUUAUUUGGUGCCAUUGCAGAAGGAUGGGAUUCGGGGGCAGCGGGGACAUCUGGCAACUUACCGGACAAGAUUCUUAAAUGUCGUCAAGCAAUUUCUCAAUGGCAGAAAACACAGGUUCCAUAUGGGCGGGAAACAAUUGAAGAUUUAAAGACCAGCUUGGCGACUGCUCAGGCGGACGAUUCAGUAUCUGUUGAAGUUAUCUUGGAACUAUCUUGGAAACUGCGUGAGGCUUAUCGGGACGAAGAGAUUUACUGGUAUCAGAAAAGUAGGAGUCGGUGGAUGCGUCUUGGGGAUCAAAAUACUAGUUAUUUCCACGCCCAGACAAAACAAAGACGAGCUAAGAAUCGCAUUGUUGGUCUUCAUGAUGAGGCGGGACAUUGGGUUAUGGAGGAGAGACAGGUUCAGGGCAUCGAUGCCUCCUAUUUUCAAGAGUUAUUCACAUCCACAGAGCCUUCAAAUUUUGAGGAAACAUUGGAUGAAGUUUGUACGUCUAUUACGGAUGAAAUUAAUGAGGCACUAACGUGUCCUGUAACAUAA